GAUAGUGUGUUUGUGUGUGUGAGACUCGUGAGAGAGAGAGAUGAAUGGAAUAGGGCACAAGAUGAUGAACGGCAAUGGGAAAACUACAGAGAUGGAUGGAAUAGAGCACAAGAUGGUAAACGUGAACGGCAUAACCAUGCACGUAGCCGAGAAAGGCCAAGGCCCAGUGCUGCUCUUCCUCCACGGCUUCCCUGAGCUGUGGUACACCUGGCGCCACCAGAUUCUAGCCUUCGCCGCCCUCGGCUUCCGUGCCGUUGCUCCGGACCUCCGCGGCUUCGGAGACACCGACGCUCCAGCCUCCGCCGCCGCCUACACGAGCCACCACGUGGUCGGCGACAUCGUCGGCCUCAUCGACACUCUGGGAGUGGAUCAAGUGUUUGUGGUGGGACAUGACUGGGGCUGUAUGGUUGCAUGGUACUUGUGCUUGUUUCGGCCUGAUAGAGUCAAGGCCUUGGUGUCACUCACCUUGCCAUUUCGGCCUAGGCAUCCUAAGAUGAAGCCCAUAGAGGGCAUGAAAGCUUUCUUUGGAGAUGAUUAUUAUAUGUGCAGAUUUCAGGAACCUGGAGAGAUUGAAGAUGAGAUAGCAAAGUGUGGAACAGCAGAAGUGAUCAAGAAAAUCUUAACAGAUCGAAAACCAGGUCCACCAUGCUUGCUGCCUAAAGGGAACGCUUUCGGAAUCUCUCCCAACACUCCUACUAAGUUGCCAUUCUGGUUUUCAGAAUCAGACCUCAAAUAUUACACCAACAAAUAUGAUCACAAGGGCUUCACCGGAGGGUUGAACUACUACCGAGCUCUCGAUUUAAAUUGGGAGCUCACGGCACCAUGGACAGGAGUGCAAGUUGAAGUGCCAGUGAAAUUUAUUGUGGGUGAUGUAGACAUGAUAUAUACCACACCAGGGAUGAAGGAAUACAUACACAAUGGUGGUUUCAAGAAAGAUGUGCCAUUGUUGGAGGAAGUUGUCAUAAUAGAAGGAGCUGGUCACUUCAUCAACCAGGAAAGAGCAAAGGAAGUUAACAAUCACAUUCAUGAUUUCAUCAAGAAGUUUUGAACUGCCCAUUUGAACUUCUUGUGCUGUGUGUUUCCGUUCCUAUCAAGUCUAGUGUGAAUUCGUACGUCGAUUGUGUCUCGAUGAAGAGUGUCUGUUAGUGUAAACUGGCUGUAGAUAACAUCUCAGAUCCUUGGAAGGCUAAGAAAUAAAGGAUGUAGUUUUUGCAACUUCUGUUGAAUCAAUGUUGGAACAUGUGUAUGGUUGUGUUUUACAGUGAAAAAAAAACCUCCUUUUCUUUCAA
Cornus florida is the source of this 1289-nucleotide messenger RNA. RefSeq lists its product as uncharacterized. The record is from RefSeq and is a predicted model, not a curated record. Gene Ontology annotation, molecular function: hydrolase activity. Lineage: Eukaryota; Viridiplantae; Streptophyta; Magnoliopsida; Cornales; Cornaceae. The coding region runs from base 41 to 1048 and encodes 335 amino acids. The transcript is spliced from 3 exons.